AUGCGAUUCACCACCCUCAUCCUCACAUCCCUCGCCACAGUGGCCCUCGCAUCCCCCCUCGCGGACACCAACAACAACGGCAACGCCGACGCCCUCGAGGAGCGAGCCCCCAUCAACGUCCUCUGCUCCUGCGCUGCCACCUCCUCCUGCGGCUGCAACAGCGUCAUCGCCGGCUCCUGGUGCGUCUGCAACGGCGACGCAAAGGGCAGCUGGAACGCCGCCCCUUGCCAGGGUAGUACUUCCUGCGGAUGCUCGGGCUUGGGCAAGUGGGGUGUUUGCGAGAUUGUCUAA
Colletotrichum fioriniae is the source of this 291-nucleotide messenger RNA. RefSeq lists its product as uncharacterized. The record is from RefSeq and is a predicted model, not a curated record. Lineage: Eukaryota; Fungi; Ascomycota; Sordariomycetes; Glomerellales; Glomerellaceae.